Molecule: messenger RNA, 2688 nt
Organism: Larimichthys crocea (large yellow croaker)
Lineage: Eukaryota; Metazoa; Chordata; Actinopteri; Sciaenidae
Gene: smoc2
Product: SPARC related modular calcium binding 2
Exons: 14
Coding region: 650-1975 (441 amino acids)
Biological process (GO): extracellular matrix organization
Cellular component (GO): basement membrane
Molecular function (GO): extracellular matrix binding; calcium ion binding; protein binding
Source: RefSeq, a predicted model, not a curated record
UGAUCAUGUCUUUUCAAAUAUGGUGUCAGCAUUGAUCAUAUUAAUUUGAUAUCACUAAGACGAGGCCACUGAUUUACGUGCAGUAUAAUUAAAUCAAUCAAAAGGGCAGUUUGAUGAAUGAUUUUGCUUUUCGAACCUAACGACCAGAUCAUCUUUGUUUGUGUCAACUUAAAGGAUUUUAUGUAACUUUGUUUGGAGGAUGUUAUCACAAGCAGCAGACGGAGUCCCUCUAAACCUACACCUACCUACCGGCGAGGGAACUGCCUGCAUCCGAUAAGGGAUCUCGUCGACAAAAUCAAGUGUGGAGGGAGGGGGUGUGGAGAAAAGAAGUCGAAUUGGAGAGAGGGAGAAAGGGAGAAGAGACACCGAGGGAGGGGAAAAGGUCAGGGACACGGGGGGGUUUAUCGCACUGCCAGAAAUAAGGAGAGUGUCUACACAAACGGUUUGGCAGACGAAACCAAGGAGACGAAGUGAAAUAAACCAGCAACCCCCUCUCCACCACAUUUUUGCGCAAGGACUACUGUGGAUUUUUAAACAUUUUCGACUUCUUCCAGAGACAUUUUUUUUGUGCUUUGGUGAAGUCCAGGCAACACGCAGUGAAUUUUGGACCGUGCGUAAUUUGGAGAGUUUAUUGCCACGCUGCGUCAGGAUGCGCGUCUGUCCGCUGCUGGUCUUCCUCUGUCUGCUGUGCGCUGGACGCGCUCAGAAGUUCUCCGCUCUCACGUUCCUGCGGGUGGAUCAGGAUAAGGAGUGCAACAUGGAAUGCAGCGGAACUCCUCGCAAGCCCCUGUGUGCCUCCGACGGCAGGACUUUCACAUCUCGCUGCGAGUUCCUCCGAGCCAAGUGCCGCGACCCCCAGCUGGAGGUCAUCCGAGGGCCAUGCAAAGAUACAUCCAGAUGUGUAGCAGAGAAGAAGUACACAGAGCAGCAGGCCAAGAAACUCUUCCCGCAGGUCUUCGUGCCUGUAUGCAACCCUGAUGGCACAUAUAGCGAGGUUCAAUGCCACAGCUACACUGGAUACUGUUGGUGUGUCACCCCCAAUGGUCGACCCAUAAGUGGCUCAGCAGUGGCCAAUAAAAAACCUCGAUGUCAAGGUUCAAAACAAGAGAGGGCUACUACAAGAGAGCCAGGUAAAGCAGUCUCCUUGCAAAUAUUCUCCAUUCUAAAUGCAGAUGAGACUGGCCUAGUGGUGGAUCCACAGCCUGCUACUGAUGACGAAGACAUCAUUUCCCAGUACCCCACUCUGUGGACAGAGCAGGUUCGCAGCCGACAGAACAAUAGAACCAGAGCACCAUCCUCUUCAUGUGACCAGGAACAGCAGUCUGCCCAGGAAGAAGCGAGGCAACACAAGAACGAUGCUGUAUUUGUACCAGAUUGUGCCCAAGGAGGACUGUACAAGCCGGUCCAAUGCCACCCCUCCACCGGCUACUGCUGGUGUGUACUGGUGGACACCGGACGGCCCAUACCUGGGACCUCCACCAGGUAUGAGCAGCCAAAGUGCGAUGGCAAUGCCAGGGCCCACCCAACUAAACCUAAGGACCAUUAUAGAAGCAGACAUCUCCAAGGUUGUCCUGGGGCAAAGAAAACAGAGUUCCUGACAAGUGUUCUUGAUGCACUGUCGACAGACAUGGUGCACGCCGUCACAGAUCCAGCAUCUGCCGGAAGGAUGGCUGAGCCCGAUCCCAACCACACCCUGGAGGAGAGGGUGGUGCACUGGUAUUUCAGUCAACUGGACAAAAACUCCAGUGGGGACAUUGGAAAGAAGGAGAUCAAGCCUUUCAAACGCUUCCUGCGCAAGAAAUCCAAGCCAAAGAAGUGUGUGAAGAAGUUUGUGGAGUACUGUGACAUCAGCAAUGACAAGGCGCUGUCUCUUCAGGAGCUGAUGGGUUGCCUCGGGGUGACCAAAGAAGAGGGGGCCAAACCAGGAGAAGGCUUAUCUUCCAGUAAACUAAAUCCCUCGAAGAAGCAAGGCUAAGCCAGCAGCUGAGAUUUCCCCUCCCGCAUGGAGAAUCUGCCCUCACCAAUCGGCAAUAAUGGAAACCAUAGUAUUUGCACUUUGUACUUUAAAAAAAAAAAAAUGUAAAUUCACUUUGUAGAAAUAAGGUAUUUAAACAGACUGCUGAAUCUGUGAAUGAUGUAGUUAGCUUUUUAUGUCCUGACAAACAAAAAUUAUUUAACACAUACAAUGUAUGUGUGUCUUUGUGUGUCUAAAAAGUAUACUUUUCAGAGUUGUACAAGAUUUCAUGUUUGAUGUUGCAUUUUGUGCCCCUUCCCACCCAGUGUACUUUUCCUCUCACGUUGAUGAUGUUAAAGUGAAUAUAUGAAUGGUUUGCCACACGGCUACAAUAACUUAGACCAUACCAUCUCUCAUGUACUGACCUAUAGCAUCUCUUCUUGGGUUUUUUUGUACAGCUGUUUGCAAGAAUGUUUUAAACAUAGAUCAUAAAAACGUCCUACAUGUUCACAUGUAUUCAUGUUUAUUAGAAAUAAAGAACUCUUUUAUAUGUUCUGUCCUCUGUGGUUCUGCAGGCCUCAAUGAGUCAAAGAAGGUUAAUUGGGUCAGCAAAUUCCUUUGUUUCUCUCUAAUCCAAUUAGUCUUCUAUAUGUUUUCCUUCUCCAUGUAUAAAUCUUGUAAUGUCUUUUCCUUUUUGUGUUUUCUUGCUAUGUCUUUAAUAAAACACCUUGUUG